Helobdella robusta is the source of this 909-nucleotide messenger RNA. RefSeq lists its product as hypothetical. The transcript is spliced from 4 exons. The record is from RefSeq and is a predicted model, not a curated record. The coding region runs from base 1 to 909 and encodes 302 amino acids. Lineage: Eukaryota; Metazoa; Annelida; Clitellata; Rhynchobdellida; Glossiphoniidae.
AUGAAAAAAUAUGGGAAUGCCCUCCCCUCGAUGGAAUUCUUGCCAAUAUGCAUCGAGGUUCUCGGCCCGAUGGACCCCAACACCCUUAAAUUUCUUAAGGAAAUAGGCAAAAUGAUCAGUGUCAGAUCAGGUGACAGCAGGGAACUGUUUUUUGCAACCACAUUUCGUGCUUGUUGCAGCGGUUCCUGCGUGGGACGCUGCCUGGGUUUGGAUUCCGCGGCUAAGCUGGCACUUUCUGCUUUUUUGGCUUCUGCUGCUGCCACAGUGGCCCUCCAGGAUCUGAUGUUGUCGAGGGAUGGGAUUUAUGUCGAUAACUUCAGAAUGCAAGUAUACGACAUGUGGCGCGCCACCAACGGAGAUGUGGUUGCGCUCGAAAAACCCUCGCAAAAACACUGGAUCGCCCCCUGUCUUAAUAGAUCAGUUGAUCGAUGGCUGCAAAUGAAUGGCUCCACUUUUGACAAGGCUAGAAUUAUGGCUGUCAAAACUAGAUCGGAUGACUCCUGUGUUCGCGUGAGCCUUGGUUUGAGACUCGGAGCCCAGAUCGCUGGUAUCCCGGUUAUAAAAGAACCCAUAGGUUUGAUAGAGGAAGGAGCCUUUAGGCUUGAUGGUUACACUAUCACCCCAUGGGCUCAGGGACGGUUCCUGGCUUGGGACGUUACCUUACCCCACACUAUGGCUGACCGAUAUAUCGGCUACACUUCAGUGGAGGCGGGCACUGCUGCCCUUAAAGCGUCCGAUUUCAAAAAUAAAAAAUACGUUUCAUUAAACAAUUUAAGCAAAAUAUUUCAACCCAUUUGCAUUGAAACAGAUGCACCGAAGUUCGGCCCCGGCUCCGGCCAAUAUCCGGCUUUUUUUCAAAUCCGGCCGGAUUUGGUGGCCGGAUUUAGGGCCGGAUUUAAGCGGAUUUAA